AUGCGAUCCUGGUAUGGAAGGGGUCGGUCCCUGCAGGUGGCUGUCACGGCUUGCUGUCUGGUGGCUUUCAUCUUGUUCGGUUAUGAUCAGGGUGUGUUUAGUGGCAUUGUCGGCAACGACGAUUGGAGGAAACAGUUCAACUACCCCAAUGACUCGGAAGAAGGAAUCAUUGUCAGUUGUUACAACCUGGGUUGUCUCCUGGGAUGUUUGGUCAAUUUCUUCAUCGGCGAGACGCUUGGUCGCCGCAGGACUAUCUGGGUCGCUAUGGGCGUGGUCAUCGUCGGUGCAGUCCUGCAGACCACGGCUUUCACGGUGCCGCAUUUGAUCAUUGGAAGACUGGUGACUGGUGCGGGCACCGGUCUGAAAACGAGUACUGUCCCUAUGUACCAAGCUGAGAUGUGUGAAGGCAAGACUCGAGGACGGCUCAUCUCUUCUGAGGUUCUUUUCACGGCCGUGGGAAUCGUCGUCGCAUACUGGUUUGACUUUGGCAUGUCGUUCGUGGGCGGUCCCAUCGCCUGGCGUCUCCCGAUUGCGAUGCAAAUCGUAUUUGCUAUCUUUGUAAUUGGUCUGGUAUUCGGUUUGCCCGAAUCCCCUCGCUGGCUUAUGAAUCAUGGCCAAGAGCAAGAGGCAAUGGAAGUCCUCUGUGCUGUUUAUGACAAAGAGCCAGAUGAUGAGUUCAUCGUCAAUGAGCGCAGGGGAAUCCUGUCUGCCAUCGAAAUGGAAGAUGCAGUCAACAAGCAGUCGAUCUGGAAGAUUUUCCGCAACGAUGAAGUCAAGACUGGUCAGCGUGUGCUUCUCGCGUGGGGCAUUCAGCUCAUGAACCAGGUUGGAGGAAUCAACCUUGUUGUCUACUUCGUGCCCACUGUUCUCAAGAGAAACGUCGGUCUAUCGAGUCAGCUCUCUCAGAUUCUCGGCGGUUGCAUCCAAAUCAUGUUCAUGCUCGGCUCCCUGCUCCCGGCCUUCAAGCUUGACAGCAUGGGACGCCGCAAAACAAUGAUGAUCGGCUCCUUUGGACUGGGAGUCUGCAUGAUGAUGGUAGCAGCCCUUCUAUCUCAAGUCCACCAACCAAACGGAACAAACUACGCCUCCGCCUCCGUCGCCUUCUUCUUUCUCUAUAUGCUUAUCCACGGCAUGUCCAUCAACUCCGUGCCGUGGGUGUACGUCCCCGAGAUUCUUCCCCUUGAAGCGCGAACAAAGGGUACCGCUAUUGGCGUCAGCUCGAACUGGUUGUGGAAUUUCACGGUUGUCAUGAUAACGCCGGUCAUAAUUAACCGUAUUCAGUGGAAGGCAUACCUGAUCUUCAUGGUUACGAAUUUCCUUUUCAUUCCCAUCAUCUACUUCUUCUAUCCCGAGACCAGCAAUCUCCGUCUGGAAGAUAUUGACUUGAUCUUUUCACGGGGUGGGAACCCCGUUGAUCAGGCAAGGAAAAUGGCGCAUGAGAUUAAGCUCUAUGGAGAUAUUCAGGCUGAGCAGGAUGAGAAGGCUGCCAGUAGUGUUGGUGUGGAGCGUGUUUGA
Penicillium nucicola is the source of this 1515-nucleotide messenger RNA. Its product is annotated as Major facilitator superfamily domain general substrate transporter. Gene Ontology annotation, molecular function: carbohydrate:proton symporter activity. Gene Ontology annotation, biological process: transmembrane transport; carbohydrate transport. NCBI's taxonomy places the organism in Eukaryota, Fungi, Ascomycota, Eurotiomycetes, Eurotiales, Aspergillaceae. The record is from RefSeq and is a predicted model, not a curated record. The transcript is spliced from 4 exons. Bases 1 to 1515 code for a protein of 504 amino acids. Gene Ontology annotation, cellular component: membrane.